Molecule: messenger RNA, 2049 nt
Organism: Sphaeramia orbicularis (orbiculate cardinalfish)
Lineage: Eukaryota; Metazoa; Chordata; Actinopteri; Kurtiformes; Apogonidae
Gene: htra3b
Product: HtrA serine peptidase 3b
Exons: 10
Coding region: 347-1750 (467 amino acids)
Biological process (GO): proteolysis
Cellular component (GO): extracellular region
Molecular function (GO): serine-type endopeptidase activity; protein binding
Source: RefSeq, a predicted model, not a curated record
GGUCCGGCUUUACUGCUGCUACAUCUGAGUGGAAGUGUCCUCAGAGUGUGUGGAGAGAAGCUGGAGGUCACCACAUCCACUCUGACUGCACUGGAUAGACUGUUUACAGCUGAACACCGGCUCCUGGACGCACAAUUACGCGCGUGUGCCACACAGCGUCACUCCACGAGCGCACGUCGGACACCCAGGACAGCUUUAUUUUACUUUAUUUUGCAAUUCUAGUGAGUUAGUUUAUAGUCUGCAUGGUUUGGAGACUUGGAUAUUUUAAGUAGAACACCGGGAAUAUGCGUGCGUAAAAGUCGCUCCAUAUUUGUUGCAUUCAAAUCCGUGCGUCUGAUCCAUUAAAAUGCAGAUCCUACUGUUCACCACCGUGUUGUUUUACCUCAAGGAGUGCGUUAACGCAGAUCCCAAAGCCAAGUGUCCAACACGGUGCGAUGUGAGUACCUGUCCGAGCCCCAGCUGCCCCAGCGGAUACGUCCCGGACCGGUGUAACUGCUGCCUGGUGUGCGCACAGGGGGAAGGGGAGCCGUGCGGACGCAAAGACGACCUGCCCUGCGGGGACGGACUGGAGUGUAAGCACCCGGCGGGGAAGAGGCUGUCCAAGGGCUUCUGUCAGUGCAGGUUCAGCCACGAAGUGUGCGGCAGCGACGGAAAGACCUACGGCAACGUGUGCCAGCUGAAGGCCACCAGCAGGAAGGCUCUGCAGCAGGGGCUGACCGGGGUCACCCAAGUCCAGAAGGGACCGUGUGAGACCAGCACAGGUCCUUCACAUGCAUCCAGUCCUCGUUACAAGUUCAACUUCAUCGCUGACGUGGUGGAAAAGAUCGCUCCUGCUGUGGUCCACAUCGAACUCUUUCUGAGGCAUCCGCUUUUUGGUCGGAACAUCCCUCUGUCCAGUGGAUCUGGAUUUGUGAUGUCAGAAAACGGACUGAUUGUUACCAACGCCCAUGUAGUGUCCAGCACCACGCCAGUGUCGGGUCAGCAGCACCUGAAGGUCCAGAUGCAUAAUGGUGAUGUAUAUGAAGCCAGCAUCAAAGACAUUGACAAAAAGUCUGACAUCGCUACAAUCAAGAUAAACCCUCAGAUCAAGCUACCUGUUCUAUUUCUGGGCCACAGCGCCGACUUGAGGCCCGGGGAGUUCGUGGUUGCCAUCGGCAGCCCCUUCGCUCUGCAGAACACCGUCACCACCGGCAUCGUCAGCACAGCCCAGCGAGACGGCAAAGAGCUGGGACUGAGGGACUCUGACAUGGACUACAUUCAGACCGACGCAAUCAUCAAUUAUGGGAAUUCAGGAGGUCCUCUCGUCAACUUGGAUGGGGAGGUGAUCGGCAUCAACACCCUGAAAGUUGCUGCUGGAAUCUCCUUCGCCAUCCCCUCGGACAGAAUCACUCGCUUCCUCAAUGAUUCUCUCGAUAAACACAGUAAAGAUGUGAGGUCAAUAAAGAAGCGGUUCAUUGGAAUAAGGAUGUUAACCAUCACACCAGCGUUAAUUGAAGAGCUGAAACAGCAGAACCCAGACUUCCCUGAUGUUGCUAGUGGAAUCUAUGUGCACGAGGUUGUUCCUCACUCACCGGCACAGAAAGGUGGAAUCAAAGAUGGAGACAUUAUCGUGAAGCUGAACGGUAAACCUCUGCUGACCACUGCUGACCUGCAGGGGGCGCUGCAGGAGGAGACGGCCCUGCUGCUGGAGGUGAGGAGGGACAACGACGACCUGCUGUUUAACAUUGAACCUGAUGUGAUCAUGCAGUAGACGGUGGAAGGUGACUGCACUCAGGCUGAUUCAGACCCACAUCGAAGGCCUGUUUCUGUGAAAGGCCGUAUCCAUGGGAACUCUGCACCAGCGUUUUUAAAUGACCCUCCUGUUUAUUUAACUUGACUCUCACCGAAGUUAAAGGAGCAUCGCAGUAUUGAGGAUUUAAAGCUGUGCCUCCCACCUGCUGAGGACAGGUGGACCGUGGACCAGGUACAGACUGGUACAAGAUCUAAACCCUGCUAACAUAUGUUCAAUACUGUCUCGCUUUGGUUGCACGUUUUUAUCCAAUAAAAAAA